Molecule: messenger RNA, 1101 nt
Organism: Conger conger (European conger)
Lineage: Eukaryota; Metazoa; Chordata; Actinopteri; Anguilliformes; Congridae
Product: somatostatin receptor type 5
Exons: 1
Coding region: 1-1101 (366 amino acids)
Biological process (GO): neuropeptide signaling pathway; cellular response to glucocorticoid stimulus; regulation of insulin secretion
Cellular component (GO): membrane; neuron projection
Molecular function (GO): neuropeptide binding; somatostatin receptor activity
Source: RefSeq, a predicted model, not a curated record
AUGGCGUCCGCCUUCUCCUCGGACGUGUUCCAGGACCCCGGGAGCGGCACAGGGCCCACGGCGCUGAGCUCCGGGGAGGAAGACGCGGGCGGGGCGGGCGGGGCGGAGGCAGCGCUGGGGUUCCGGGCCGCCAUGGCGGCUCUGUACCUGCUGGUGUGCGCGGCGGGGCUGGGGGGGAACGGGCUGGUGAUGGCCGCCACGCUGAAGCUGGACCGCCUGCGCAGCCCUGCCACGGUCUUCAUCUUCCACCUGGCGCUGGCCGACGGGCUGUUCAUGCUGGGCCUGCCCUUCCUCACCGCGCAGAGCCUGCUGGACCGCUGGCCCUUCGGCCAGGCCGCCUGCAAGCUGGUCAUGGCCCUCGACGGCGUCAACCAGUUCACCAGCGCCUUCUGCCUGACGGCCAUGAGCGUGGAGCGCUGCCUGGCGCUGGGCCGGGGCCCGGGGGGCCGGGGGGGCCCGGGGGGCCGGGGGGGCCGGGGGGCCGCGGGCCGGGCCUGGGGGGUGGCGUUGGGCCUGUGGCUGCUGUCUCUGGGCCCGGUGCUGCCCGUGGCGCUGCACUUCUCCGCCGACAGCGGCCUGUGCGCGCUCGACCCCUCGUCCUCGGACUCGGAGGCCUGGUGGGCGGUCUUCCUCGCCUGCACCUUCGUCCUGGGCUUCGCCCUGCCGCUGGCGGCGACGCUGGCCGCCUACGCCGCCCUCCUGUUGGCCCUGCGGGCGGGGCGGCGGCGUCGCCGCGGCGACGGCGGGCGGUCGCCGGGCGCGGAGGCGCAGCGGCGGGAGAGGCAGGUGACGCGCAUGGUGCUGGGGGUGGUGCUGGCCUUCGCCGUGUGCUGGCUGCCGUUCUACGUGCUGAACUUCUGCGCGCUGGCGCGGCGGGGCCCGGCGGAGGGGCCCGCGUUCGGCCGGGCCUUCCAGGGGGCCGUGGUGCUGUCCUACGCCUGGAGCUGUGCCAACCCCGUGCUCUACGCCUGCCUGUCCCACACCUUCCGCGCCCACUUCCGCACCCUCCUCCGCUGCCCCAAAGCCCGGCGCCAUGACGACGCCGCCGUCACCGAGGGAUACGACCUCCGCGACAGCACCGACCGGCAGAGCCAGGUGUAG